AUUCAUUUACAUCGAAUUGCGGCAGUGAUAGAGAACAAACAAUGACAGCCUUGCUAGCAUUUUUAUCUAUUGCUGUGGUCUACACUCUUGGCGUGGAAGAUGAUGUGGUUCGAAGAGAAUGGGAAAAAUUUCAGUUAACUUAUGGAAAAUCAUACAGGUCACCUGUGGAAGAAAGGAAACGUAUGGCAAUCUUCAAAAACAAUGUGAACGAAAUCGAAGCACAUAAUUCUCUGUUAGAGAAAGGCAAAACAUCAUACACCAAAGGCAUAAGCAGAUUCACUGACUGGACAAAAGAAGAAUUCUUUCAUUAUUUAAACACAGGAUUCAAGAAUGAAUCAAAUGUUGCUAGCUCAACAUCAAACAUCUCUAAUAUCACCCAAUGCUCGGUCGCUCCUAAAUCUGAUGACUCGAACGUUGUAAAAGAUCAAGGACAGUGUGAACCCUUUUGGGCUUACAAUAUGACUGAAUCUAAAGAUGGAUCAGGAAUGAAGGGAAAGAUAAUUUUUCUCAGUACAUCGAAUUUGACCAAAUGCUCUUUGUAUCAAGGUAACAACGAAUGCAGCGAUGGUCUUAUGACUUCUGCAAGCAAAUACGAUAAGAGAAGUGGGAGGCAAGUGGAAAAUAACCCCGUAAUAGAAUUAAUUGACCACGACACCAACGUUAUAUUCGUAAACGAACCUGAUAUUGAUGAUUCUAUACAAAUAGCUAUUCAGGCGACAUUCGAAUUGCAGAUGUAUAGAUCUAUCAUGUUUGACGAGGAUAUCUGCAGCAGCUACCCUUCGAACUAUAGCGUCCCUGUUGUUAGAAUAGGCAAAGACUGCAUUUGUGAAGAAUCACGGGUAGAAAAUCUGAGAUUGGUCAGAAAUGAAAACAAUGAUUGCGGUUUAUCGCAAGCAUAACAACAUAAGAGGAAUAACCACCACGUGGCUUUCGGAGUACUAGUCAAACAUUAGGUUUCCAUUGAUUUCCCCUCUGGCGCUCCUGCGAUGACCAACCUUUGUACGGUGUACGAAGUUGUACAUUCGCUUUAUCUUUACGAAGCAUAUAGUUAGAGGGCAGCACUGUAUGACGGUUAAUUAUUUUUUCACAGAAUUACAGUUUUUCCUCUUUUGUAAUAAUUUUUUGUAGGUUUUUUUCACGAAAACUUAUAAAAUAGAUAAGUGAUUUGUAUAUAUCAUCAAUUCUUUUGCGAAAAACGAAAAAUUACCAAAAUUUUGUUUUCACUCGCAAAUUAAAAAUAUUGUCAUUCUACAAUGUAGAAUAUUGUUUGGAGAAAUUAUGUGGAAACCUCAUCAAAAUCGGUGGUUGUAAGAGAAAAAAUCUAUAAUUUCGUUUUGAGCUGAGCACUCACGUGGUGGUAUUCCCUCUUAACAUGUUCAUUACGAAUUCAAUCAAUGUCUAAAUAAAUAUAAAUAAAAAUAAAUAAUGAUUGUUUGCAUGUUAUCCAUUUAUUCGGAUACGAAAAAAAUCA
Messenger RNA from Harmonia axyridis, 1471 nucleotides. RefSeq names its product cathepsin L-like. Gene Ontology annotation, biological process: immune response. The transcript has 3 exons. Bases 42 to 899 code for a protein of 285 amino acids. NCBI's taxonomy places the organism in Eukaryota, Metazoa, Arthropoda, Insecta, Coleoptera, Coccinellidae. Gene Ontology annotation, molecular function: cysteine-type endopeptidase activity. Gene Ontology annotation, cellular component: lysosome. The record is from RefSeq and is a predicted model, not a curated record.